GUUACUCUCUCUGAUGCUGGAAGCUACAGGUGCUUCAUUCCAACACUGACCAGCCAGGUGAAGAACACCACUGUUCAACUCUUUGUUGGAGAACUACAGAAGGAGGUGGCACACGAGAUUCAACCAGGAGACUGGGUCUGGAGAGAAGAAACUGGAAGCAGCCACGGUGGGAGGGGCCAUUCCAAGUACUCCUGGUGACUGCCUUCGCGGUGAGAUUAGCCGAAAGAGCUACCUGGGUGCAUAUCACACAUUGUAAGAGUGUAAGACACAGUGACCCUGUCGAACAAUCACAGGAGUAGGAGAGGAACCGUGACCCAUAUGGAACGGGGGUCAAACUCCUUCUGAAGAUUCCCUAUACCCGACCUUUCCCCAGCUGGGAGCGUUCAUAGAAGUGAAGUGAUGGCUUGGCCUCUGGCUGUUGGUAUGUUCUCGGGGAGAGGGUGGGGCUUCACAUGUGCGCUGACCGUCCUGAGCUGUUUAAUUGUGGGGGCCAUAUUCCUGAUCCACCAUGACCCCCCGGAGAAUGCCAAAGAGAGUAACUUGACUCAUGUGCUAGAUGAGGGAACUUUGAUGUUACCAAAGCAUCUCAAAAGGUCACUGAAACAAAACAGUAAGGAAGUGAGAGUGGAAUUGGGCAAGGAUAUCUCAGUCGAAUUCUAUGUAGACCAAAUGGGGUCAUUCACUCCUUGGUGGUCAAGGACCAUGGGUCUCUAUGGGAAGUAUUUGUGUAAAUCACAGUGUAAUUCAUGGAGCCAGGUCAUAGCUCACACUGAAAGGGAUGGCUACGUAAACACAUACACCCAAUUUGGGACCAGAUGGAGUACAGUAAGGGUUGGUGUUUCGGACUGUGUUCCCGAGCAGAGGAAGUAUUGUACAAAGGUGCGAAUUAACAUUAAAGCGGUCAAGACCCAGGAUCUCUGGUUAUGGUAUGUAGGCUUCGACCAGUUUUCAACUGAUUAUAUGGUACCGUUCCAGGUGGCAGAGGUUAGAGUUGAUAAGGAGAAUGUGAUCGGUCGGAGUUCAACCAAUCUCUCUAACACAACGGCUACUCCUAGUGUAAUCAUCCAGGGUAAAGGACCAGUACGAAUAGUUCAGACCAAAGACCUUAAUGAAGUUAUAGAGGUGGAGACUGGGUUUUGGGAUUCCAACUAAUGGUUGGAAUGGAUUCCAUAUACGGACAGAUCAGUAGCUAAAGAAGAAUGUUAUGCCUGUGCCACAGCUAAACCUCAGUAAACAACUAUCCCUUUUCCACUAAACGGAAUUAAUUCCCCUAAGGGAAUGGCCUGUAUGGUAAAGCUGUUCAUGAAAGCAGGAAUGCCAGAUAAUGACAGUUGUAUUGAUUUGCACUAUUUAUAUCCCCAGGUUCCCCUUUAAAUCAAGACUUCCUCCCUUCACAGUGACCAGAGGAGAAUAUUACUGUUUGGCCCGGUACAGUACACAUGGGAAAAAUGUGGGGGAAGUUAGUACCUGCAAUAGGACAGAGAAUAUUACCACUGACGAGACCAUGUCUGAUUUGACAGGCUGGUUGAACUCUGGGGAUUUCAACAAGGUAAAGUGGGCCAGGGCUGACAUCUGGUGGUUGUGUGGGGGAAUGAUGUUAUGGCCAGUAUUACCGGCAGAUUGGACAGGAUUAUGUGCCCUUGUACAUUUGGGAAUGCCUUUCACACUCAUUCAACACCAAGACAUGAAGUUAGCCAAACGGGAGAAAAGAGGUACUCCAUCUGGGUCUUUUGAUGACAGAGUAUAUAUUGAUAACAUUGGGGUUCCACGGGAGGUGCCAGAUGAGUUCAAAGCAAGAAAUCAGAUCCUAGCAGGAUUAGAGUCAAGCAUUUUCUGGUGGUCUACUCUCAAUAAGAACGGGGACUGGAUUAAUUAUAUUUAUUAUAAUCAACAGCGCUUUAUCAAUUAUAUCAGAGAUGCUAUUAAAGGUUUGGCAGAACAGACUGAAGCAACCAGCCUAAUGGCUUGGCAGAAUAGAAUUGCAUUAGAUAUGUUAUUGGCUGAAAAGGGAGGAGUAUGCGUGACCUUCGGGAACAUGUGUUGUACUUUCAUCCCAAAUAACACAGCUCCGGACAGAUCAGUGACCAAACCCUCAGCUGGUUUGACCACCCUGGCUCACGGUUUGGCAGAAAACUCUGGGGUGGAUAUCUCUUUGACUAACUGGUUUGAUAGUAUGUUUGGAAAAUUGAAUUUUUUUAUGAUCACUGUGUUAUGGGCUACAUUCACCUGUGUGACUGUUUUAGUUUUAUGUGGCUGUUGUCUAAUUCCCUGUGUACGAGGCCUUAUUUCCAGGACUCUGGAGAAAUCGAUGACACAACAGAUGGUGAGGUACGGGCCGAUUCCAGGUUCUGACCCGUAGAGUGCUGAAUACUGAACAAGUGGACAAAUCUGGAUCCUUCAUUUGCGGGGAAUUUAUAUUUGAUUUAGGGAGGUUAGGUUGUAUCUUGUUUCAAUACUGUUUUUUUAUGAAGAUUGUAACGAAAAUCCUGAUAAGAAGAGUUAUGAUUCUGAUGUAGGCCUAAGAAACAGUCAGUGCGAAUGCAAGUAGUGGGUUAUGUUUAGGUGAUGUUUUGAUGACAAGAAAUAUCUCUAAUAAAAAUAGAAAUGGGCUUUUUAAUAUUUUAAUAUAACUACAUGUGUGAUUGGAUGUAUAAUAUUUAAUCAAAGGGUGGAUAUGUUAAGGGGAUUUUUAUCAAUAAUGACUAAUUAUGUAUACAUUUCAAUCAGGACUGACUAAUCAGAAUACUAUUAUGUUACUGUAUAUGUACUAAUCAGAAUACUAUUAUGUUACUGUAUAUGUACUAAUCAGA
Messenger RNA from Oncorhynchus mykiss (rainbow trout), 2810 nucleotides. The record is from RefSeq and is a predicted model, not a curated record. Lineage: Eukaryota; Metazoa; Chordata; Actinopteri; Salmoniformes; Salmonidae.